ACAGAGACACUGAGCAGCCUGGAAAGUCAUCACUUGCCGCCUGCUUUUCAGUGAUUACAAACGGGGAGUGAGACUGUGGUGCUCCUCUAUGCUUAUCAGCUGGUGGAAGGUGAAGGGUAUGCUGUGAGUCAUACAAGAAGCAGAGUUCUUUAUCGGUGUGAAACCAAAAGUAACCAGUGCCGGGCUCUUGCUGUUGUAUCCAACCUAGUGGAACGUGGAUCUUGCUGCUUUUUCAUUGCCCAAAGAAGGAAAGCAACAGUGACUAAGUGCUAAAAGAGGAGACCCGUGAACAAAGGAGCAGCCCUCCCCAGGCCCUACAGAUACUGUAGUAUCGUUCCAUCCACAUGUUUGGCAGCUUUCCAAGUGCCUGCAAGCUUGUGUUUACUGUACAGCUUCACACACUUCUGGCAUGGAAAAGGAACUGUGCUUGUUCCUCCAAAGAAAAAACACAUUUGGAAUCUGCCAAAGAAAAAGGAAAUGACCAGAACAGGAGCUGGCAUCUUUCCAAGCCCAAAGGGCCAGUGGUACCCCUGUGAACCUAAAGAACUUCCUUCACCACCUGUGCCUUACCAAUGACAGAGACACAGCAGUUCUGCCAAAAUCAUUAAGUCUAGAACCUUUGCAGACUGGAAAUUUGCUGCUUCUUCACAACCAACACUCUAUGGUGGCAGCCUUCUUCUCUAGUUAACAUCUUUGUGGAAAUGAAUAGCGAUCCUAUGAAGCUGUUCCCGUGGCUCUUGCUGCUCAUCUUGGAUGUUUUGGCUUUCAGAAUUGAUAAAUCCAUCAGAGAAAAGGCUGUUGAGCUAAUGAAGCAAGCCCCUUUAAUUGAUGGGCACAAUGACCUUCCAUUACGACUGAGGAUAUUGUACCAAAACAGACUAAGUAAAAUCAACUUAAAAAUUCUCAACACCACAGUCACAAAUAUUCAGAAACUUCAGUCUGGCCAUGUCGGAGCUCAGUUUUGGUCAGUGUAUGUUCUGUGUAGCGCUCAGAACAAGGAUGCUGUGCGUCUGACCCUAGAGCAGAUUGAUGUUGUCAAGAGGAUGUGUCAGAUCUAUCCAGAACUUGAACUUGUUACUACUUCUCAAGGUAUUGCUGAUAGUAAAAAGAUAGCAUGCUUGAUUGGAAUAGAAGGUGGCCAUUCCAUUGACAGCAGUCUCGCAACGCUAAGGAUGUAUUAUGACCUGGGUGUUCGGUACAUGUCUUUAACGCACACCUGCAAUACUCCAUGGGCAGAAUCUUCAUCAAAGCAAGUACAUAACUUUUAUCCUAAUCUGAAUGGUCUGAGUUCAUUUGGCAAAGAAGUGGUGAUGGAGAUGAAUCGCUUGGGGAUGAUGAUAGAUUUAUCUCAUACAUCAGACUCCACCUCAAGAAUGGUUCUCCGGAUCUCCAAAGCACCAGUCAUUUUCAGUCAUUCGUCAGCCUUCUCUGUUUGUAACCACUCAAGAAAUGUUCCUGAUGAUAUUCUCCGGAGUUUGAAAAAGAACAAUGGAAUUGUGAUGGUGACUUUCUAUACAAAGGUGCUGGCCUGUGGAAGAGAGGUUGUGAAUGUUGCAACUGUGGCAGAUCAUUUUGACCACAUAAAGAAAAUUGCAGGUUCAAAAUCAAUAGGAAUUGGUGGUGACUAUGACGGAGUGGAUCAAUUCCCUGAAGGACUGGAAGAUGUUUCGAAAUACUCUGCGUUGAUUGCGGAACUUCUGAGAAGAGGCUGGACCGAAAGAGAACUGACAGGAGUUUUAAGGGAAAACUUGCUCCGUGUUUUCAAGGAGGUGGAAAAAGUGCGGAAUGACAGUAAAUCAAUGAAUGAGAAUGAGAACGAAAUCCCACAAAGAGAGGUGCAAAAUUCCUGUCGUCUAGACCUAAGAAACCCUCCUCUUCGGACAGCUAACGUGCUUCCCAUUUCUUAUGGAUCUCCUUCUGUGGUACAGACUUUGGGUCUAAUGUUCAUUACUGUAAUAUAUAUAAUACUGCAUUAACAAUGCACAGAAACCUGAUGGGUCAAAAGGGUAUUGAAUACACAUACCCAAACAGACAUAACAUGUAGAGUGAACUGCAAUGCAAAUGGAUAAAUCUUCUGCUUAGCUACAAAGCUGUACCUCCAAGGUGUGUGAAUAGUAUUAAACCUUAAGCAUCAUUUAUGUAAGUCUAACUACAGAUGGCAAAGAUUAAUUUUGUCUUAAGUGCUUAGGUAGCAGUGUUUGGAAUAUGGCUUGGUGCUGAACACUCUUGGAUCCACUGAUGUCAAAUGAGGUUGGUAAUGCCCAGCACCUCAGGUCAGAUCCUGUACUAUGUGCAAGGCCCCUUGUUUUCAGUUUAUAUUUUGUUUAAAAUUUCCUGGGAAUUUCAGUGUUCAGAAUUUCAGUUAACAAAAAAUUAAAAACAUGGAUGAAAAUGAGGGCAGAAAAUUAACUUCAUGGUUUUCUGGGUUAGUAAGAAAAAGCAACAGAGAGAAGUAGGAAUAUUGAAAGUAAAAGCAGCUCACGCUGUGAUUUAUUUCAUGAACUGUAUGUAAACACUUGCACGUGUAUGCAUGUGUGCAUCUUCCACUACAUUUGCCUUACUUUAACAGACAGCCUAGCCUAAAUGGAAACGCAAACUUAUUAUUAACAUAAACACAUCACCUAAUGUCAUGUAUUGGAUUUCCUUAACAUAAGCAGUAUAUUUAUAUAUUCGAGUAGUCCAAAAACUGGGUGAAAAUCAGUAAAAGCUGAACAAUAGCUUUUUGGAAAACUUGGGAAUUUUCCAGUAAAAACUGAAAAUGAAGGGCCUGAACUAUGUAGUUCGAGCUCUUGGAUGGUCACUUGUCUUUGGAUGCAUGCCCGGUAUGAGGAUUGGGGACCAGAAGUACUAAUCAAAUGGACUUUUUUUUUUUUUUUUUUUUUUUUUUUGCAUUUUAAGGGAGAGCUAACUGCCAGCUGGGUUUGUAGGUGACCAUGGUGACAUCAGUCUGAGAAGGAAAAAAAUGCCAUGGCUGUUUGAAGGAGAAUGUGGCCUCUUUUAAAUUAUGUUUUUGCCAAAAGUUAAAGGAUUCUUUCAACCUGGAGGUUAUUUGAGAAACUAUAUUCUGCCCUUUAUUUAGUCUCACUGCAGUAACUGCCUUCACUUAAGUCUGUGGGCGAGGUAAAGAUUCUAGGCAUGUGACACUGCUGGAUCUGCCACAAGUGUUUGAUUGCUGAUCACCAUGGGCAGAAUUCAGCUGUCAUUGGUUUGUAUAUGCCACAAUAUCUUGCUUUGAAUCCUAUCUCUAGUUCAUUGCUUUGAGCCAGGGAACGCUAAAUAACUAUGCAAUCUGUUUUGGGUCCCAUUCCUCUAGUAGCCCAGGGCAGCAUUAUUUAUUAUCAUGACAUCUGUUGUUGCAUGUCUGCACAACAUCUAGCAUCUGGUAUCUUCAGGACAAGGGCUGGAUAUCUGAAUUGUUUAUAGAAACAUAGGGCUCUUCUAAAUAUGUAAAAAUCAAAAGUUUACCCUCCACUGCAAGAACUUCAACAGUCCUGUGCUGACUUUUUCCCUUUGGGAGCACUGUUUAUUUGCCCUGUUCCUGUUUGUAUCUUUUCAAAUGUUAGUAACUGAACUUCUCUUGAGUUAUUAGUGAUAAAGCUGCUACAUGCCAUCUUGAACUUCUCCAUGUGGUGACUAUGGAGGACUGCUGGAAAGUAAAAAGCAUUUUUGGAGGAGAUGAUAAUUAGGGUUGGGUAAAAAAAUCUUGUGAAAUUGCUCUGACUCGGGCUUAUGGGGCUUGGGUUGUGGCGCUGUUCCACAGCCAUGUACACAUCUGGGCUUAGGGUGAAGCCCAGGCUCUAGGACCCUGUGAGGUGGGAGGGUCGCAGUGCUCUGGCUCCAGCCUGACCCCGGAAGUCUACACUGCAAUGAAACAGCCCCGCAGCCCGAGCCUGAGUCAGCUGGCAUGGGCCAGCUGCGGGUUUUUCGGUGUCCUGACAAACCUGGCUUUGAUGGGAUUGCAAAGGGUGUGAAUUAGAGCAGAAAUAAGGCCUCUGUGUUCAGGCUUUGUGAUGCGGUGCCCAUCCCACACAAGGCCUGGAGGGGUUAAAGUGGCUAGGUGGGCCAUGUAACUGCCCAGGUUGCACCUGAAGGAGACUGGGAGCAGGCCACUAACUGGAAAUGGGUUCAGCUGGGCAGGAACAGUAAUACCAGUCAGCUCUGUGUUCUUGGGGAACCAGGGCGCAGUAACCAGCCUGUCUGACUCACAAAGGACAUCCCCCCCUCCCCAGCCUUUGCUUGAACCAAAACCAAUCAAAAGAAAGACUUACAGAAAAAGCAAUAAGAAAAGGAGUACUUGUGGCACCUUAGAGACUAACCAAUUUAUUUGAGCAUGAGCUUUCGUGAGCUACAGCUCACUUCAUCGGAUGCAAUGAAAAGCAAUGAAAAGGCAGUGGGAGAUGCACCUAAACAACUCCUGACAAGGGUGACAGGAUUAAGGCAACUCCCCUAGCCUCAUCUGCAUCAAAGAUGGGACAGGGAGGCAUCUUCAUUAGCAUACAGAUUGGAGCACAGAGAUUCCAAGGCAAGAACUGCACUGAACUCUGGGACCAGAAAAGCAGGGAAGCACUGCAUCAUGGGGGAUCUCUGCUCCAGAUGUUAAUGAACCUAUGCCUGCACACACCCAGCUCAGUAGUUAUCAGACCAAUUCUAGUAAUGAAUCCCAGACUGAUAUCCAAAAUACUGAAGCUGCCUAACUGCAUUGUGAGCUCCCCUGAAGGAACACACCCAUAGCUAGGAAUGAUCAGUUCCUAUAGUCUAGCCUAAAGAAAACCCUUGAGUCAUCAGUUUACCCGUAAACAAAUCUAGUGUUCUCCCUUGAACCGUUGUUGUUUCCCUACAAAAACCCCUACCCACACUCAAGUAAGUGUUCUGAUACCUGGAUCGAAACUCUGCAUUCAGUUCCACUGGGACUUCAUCUUGACUGAGGGAGCUGCAGCUCGCAAACCCAGAAAGGGUGAAGCCAGAUAAAUAGGAAGAAGCCCAGGGAAACAGCAGCAAGGACUGUACAGACCUUGACUGCUUGUUAGAGGGUCCCUGGGCUGGAGCCCAGUGUAGAGGGCGGGUCUGGGUUCUCCUGCCAGCCACUGGAACGUGGCACAGGGCAUGGAGAUGUCAGACAGAUAACUGCUCCAGAACUACUGCGAUUUCCCUGGUAGGGGCGGACCUUAGUGGUCUGGGUGGAGGGCCAAGCCACAAACAGGAAGCUGCAGUUCCGUGGGUGAGAGGGGCCUCGGGUGAAAGAGAGGAUGGGUAGAGACCUUGCCAGAGGAGGGUGGCGCCUGGCAAGACCUAAUUCCCAGAGUUGUGGAGGCACCACGUGUGGUGAGUGGUCUCUGACAGGCUUUUAGAAAUGACUAUCCAUGUUCAAAAUCUAUGUUGUUUGGAUUCUUUGCUUGCUCUGCAUGUUGCUGUUCUCCCCUCAAUUCCCUGUUCUCCUCUCAAUCCUUGGGUUUAAAACUGCAGUUAAAAAUGUGUAUUAGUCUUUACAUGGUGAAAUCUAAUAAAAGCAAUUGAUUUUUCUUCA
Caretta caretta (loggerhead turtle) is the source of this 5524-nucleotide messenger RNA. Its product is annotated as dipeptidase 2. NCBI's taxonomy places the organism in Eukaryota, Metazoa, Chordata, Testudines, Cheloniidae. The record is from RefSeq and is a predicted model, not a curated record. Gene Ontology annotation, molecular function: metallodipeptidase activity. Gene Ontology annotation, biological process: proteolysis.